UGCUAUGUAUCAUAGGGUGAACUCGAACUCGGGUGGAUCUAUAAAACAGCUUUGCUAUUUACUGUUUCCAGUUAUCUUUGGUCAGACGGAAACGGAGGUCAGUCUUCCCUUCAGAAAGUUUUUGGUAGUGAGACAAGUCUUUGAAGUUGUCAAGACCGGCUGAAAAUCUUUUGAUUUUUUUUUAUAAGGAGGUAAUGAUAAGAGCUCACUUACCUCUGGUUGCUGACAACGGAUUAUUUUCAACCGUUUAUAAACCGAAACUUUGUUAAGAUUCCCUUAUUCUUCACGGCGGCGCACUAUGGGCGAUGGGGAUUUCUACACGUUGGGGAGCAGGCAAAGGGGACCUAGGGAUCCGUUCAGAGAGCAGUCUCUGGCGUCUCGCUUUAUGGAGGACGACUUUGGAAUUCCUUUCCCCGAAGACCUCUCAAUGGACUGGCCUGGCUGGGCACGGCCGCGACUGAGUACCCGACUCAACGCUCCCUGGACGGGUGGCCUGCGCACGGCGGGGUUCCCCCGCACAUCCAUGGGGUCGCCUACGGUCUACAGCUCACGGUACAGCGAGCCCCGCAGCUCGCCGACGCCGAACCCCGACGAGCCCUGGAAAGUGUGCGUGAAUGUGCAUAGCUUCCAACCCGAGGAGCUAAACGUCAAAACUAAGGACGGUUUUGUAGAAGUGUCAGGGAAACAUGAAGAGAAGCAAGACGAGGGAGGCAUCGUGACUAAAAACUUCACAAAGAAAAUUCAGAUCCCGGCAGAUGUUGACCCUCUCACAGUGUUCGCCUCACUCUCCCCCGAGGGGGUGCUCAUCAUCGAGGCGCGCCAGACGCCACCAUAUUACCUCUACAGCAGUGAGAUGCCCAGGGACGAGCCCAUGGCGGGGUCGGCAGCGGCGCCGAUGGCAGCUGAAGCAGAACCCAAACCCCAGGAGGCCACCGUAGCGUAACUCGCCAAACAUCACCGUGCCCCCGUGCAGUAUUAAAGGCCAUCCAGCUAAUCCAAUAGAUGUUUUUCCCUCCCUCCCUUCCAUCUCUCUCUCUCUCUUAGUCUGUCGUUUCCCCUUUGGCUCGGGGUUAGUCCCUCUGCGUGAGGUGAAUGGCUGUCUUAUGAGCUCUGUGCCUGAGUACCUUACACACAACCUUUUGAUCCUCGCCGAAGAAGUCGCAUAGCCUCAAGCCCACUUAUGUCUGGAUUGGAUUGGCGCUAUAGGUUUUCCCUUUUUUUUAGUUUACCAACUGGGUAUUUUGACUUCUGACAUACGCUUUUUAAACGUUUUUAAACAUCAAAUGGGCUUCAUUAUGAGGUGGACUGAAAGAAACAUGGGUUCUGAAACAUACAGUGAAAUAUUACAUUACUUGUGGGAUGUGUUAUAUGUGACUCUACGGCGAAACCAGUCCAAACGGUCAAUGUUUCAAAUGGAGUUAUUGUGUUUUCAUGAAAGACCAUAACACAAACCUUCAAAUGACACUAUCUGGUGUGACACUACAGUAUCUGGCCCUCUGUUUGGAGGAGCUGUACCAAGGAUUACGUGUCAGUGGACUUGCAUUCGCUGUCAGGCACUUCAUGUCAUGUCUGUUGCCAUUAUGUGUUACAACAGAAUUUUUAAUGUUGCUACCAUGGGCGGUUUUGAUCAGUUUGUCAAGUGCAAAUAAAGUGUUGUUGCGCUUAAGUCUAAUCUAAGUCUAUACUAAUUUGACCUAUUAGCUAGCCUAUAACAUUAAAAGUCACACCGUAAGAACACCGUAAACCUAAUGAUAGCAUAAAAAAAGCAUCAUGACACCAUCUCAAAAAAAUUCUACAUAUCCUAAAACAGCAACAUGCGAUAUCAGACUGGUUUUCUGUGGAGAGUCACAUAUAGUCAUUGGGGUUCCUUCAGAACUAGUAGGUUGUAUGUGUCACUGUUAGGGUCUACUAUCACUGGUGCUCACAAAGGUUUGUUGUGGGCACAGAAAAUACUUUUGACAAAAAAACAAAGAUAAAGAAAAGCAAAGCAAAAAGGGCUGUUUGUCAAAGUGUCAGGGUCUGAGGCCGACUAUAUUUCAUCACCACCAAACACUCCACCAGAUCCCCAGGAUCCCCAGCAGCUGGCACAGAAAAAAAAAUUUAAAUUAAAAAGCAAUCUUCCACGACAUCCUCUCCAGUCUGACAUGGAAAUGUUUGUCUUGGCUCCAUCUACUGUAUGCUGUGUGUGUUUUAACUUACUAGCUUUGUGUUUUUGUGUAAAGACUGAGGGACAUAAAAAUCAAUGCGCCAUUGGCCAAUAAUUAAUAAGGUCAGCUGUGUAGCAGAAAGGGAAUUAUUCCCUUAUUGGCGAUGUAUUGAUGCUUUACUCAUUGUAAAUAUUUAAAUCAGUAUAUUAACCAGCCUGGUCAUGGGAGAUUAUAAGAUUUUAAGAGGUCUUACAAAAUGAUGUUUUCUUUCUUUUUUUAUUAUGUGUGGUGAAGAUAUAUUCUCUUCAAAUGAAUGAAUUCAAGUGAAUGAAAUUUUACCAGACCAGAUUCUACAAGAUGCCUUUGUAUUGUAUGUACAUGCAAUAAAAUUAAUAAGAAUAAAUAAUAAAAAAAAUCUCUCUCACUA
Molecule: messenger RNA, 2574 nt
Organism: Alosa alosa (allis shad)
Lineage: Eukaryota; Metazoa; Chordata; Actinopteri; Clupeiformes; Clupeidae
Gene: hspb8
Product: heat shock protein b8
Exons: 3
Coding region: 299-943 (214 amino acids)
Biological process (GO): cellular response to unfolded protein
Cellular component (GO): protein folding chaperone complex; cytoplasm; nucleus
Molecular function (GO): protein homodimerization activity
Source: RefSeq, a predicted model, not a curated record